This is a messenger RNA of Monoraphidium neglectum, 1716 nucleotides long. RefSeq lists its product as hypothetical. The record is from RefSeq and is a predicted model, not a curated record. The transcript has 11 exons. The coding region runs from base 1 to 1716 and encodes 571 amino acids. Lineage: Eukaryota; Viridiplantae; Chlorophyta; Chlorophyceae; Sphaeropleales; Selenastraceae.
AUGAGUGCCACUGACAGCACGGAGCUGGCAGCUGCUGCUCGCUGGGUGGGUGGUGCCCGGAUGGUGGCCGGGACGGUUACUGUCAACAACUGCUCAUCUGUGACCGUCGACGGCUUCACGUACGAUGGCGCUGCUCCCGCGGCCUACUGGUGGUGCGCGAAGUCCAGCUCGCGCGCAGACCUGCUCGCCGGCUUCCGCGCGGCGCCGGCGCGCCUGACGCGUGCCUAUAACGAGGAAAAGGUCCAGGUGGCGCUUGUCCCGCAGGCCGACUUCUCCACAAACUGCCGCGUGCUCGCCGUGUGGUGUGAGCAGUUCGCGGCCAACUUUGGUGACGUCACCAUCACGCCCGCCGCCAAAAAGGCGCCGCCGGCUGCACCCCGCGCAACAACGGGCGCCGCCACGCCCGCGUGCGCCAACGGGGGGUUCAGCGGAUUUGAGGGCGACCUGAGCACCCUAGAGCACCAGGUGGCGGGCCGCGUGCGCAUUGGGCCCGACUGCGGCGUCUCUGUCAAGGGCUUCACCUACGACGGCGCUGCCCCGGCCGCCCACUGGUGGUGCGCCGAGUCCAACUCGCGCGCAGACCUGCUCGCCGGCUUCCGCGCGGCGCCCGCGCGCCUGACGCGCGCCUACAACGGGGAACAGGUGUCCGUGCCGAUCGUCCCAAACGCCAACCUGUCGGGCAACUGCCGCAUACUGGCUGUGUGGUGCGAAGUUUUCAAGGCCGAUUUUGGGCAUGUGGUCCUUGGUGCACCUGCCAAGACCACGGCGGGCAGUGCUGCAGUCACUGCAUCGCCCACUGAUGUCACUCGUGCUGGCGGUAAUCCCACUAUGAAGAUGACGUCGGUGCUGCCAGCCGGACCUACAUACUGCCGCGAGCUUCUCAGCGGCUCUCUUCAAAUCGUGUGGCCGAAGAGCGUCGCGGGGUCCAAGACAAUCAACGCCACGCUCAUUGCGUCCGGCCUGCCGCCCCGCAGCUGGAUGGCGUUUGGAUUCGCAGACCCCGCCAAGAAGAGGAGCGCUAUGAUCGGGUCCGACGUCGUCGUUGCAGGGAUCCUCCCCUCAGGCGAGCCGUUUGCCGUCGAUUACUACCUUGGAUCCCAUGAACAGUGCAACUACGCGUCCGGCGCCAACAAGGGCGUGUGCCCCGACGCGGGGCUGCUCGGCGUCCCCCCGGGGUCCCCAGCGGCCAACAAUGUCAAGCUGCUGGCGGCGAAGAAGGAGGGCGGCGUCAUAUCCGUCACGUUCUCUCGCCCGGCAGCGGCGAGCGACAGGUUUGACCGGGACUGGCCCACCGGCCCCUCGCCUGCGUUUGUGGUGUUUGCGACGGGCCCCUUGGCGGAGGGGUCCACUGUGGCACAGCCUGCGGUGCUGUACCACGGCCCCGUAAACCACAGCCCAGAGGUCCCUGUAAGCCUCCAAUUCAGCUUUGGCACGCCCUCCACCUGCACCAAGCCGCUGACCGCGGCCCCAACCAGCGCCAGUGCUGGCACCGGCCUGCUGCCAGCGCCGGAAGGGGCGAGGCAGCCGGUGGCGACCCUGUCAGGCGUGACCGCGUUUGACGUGACCAUCGGCACCAACCUCAACUACCCCAACCCGCCGGGCUGGGGCCUCAGCUACUGGAUCAACGGCCGCGAGAGCCCUGUGCUGCGUGUGCUGCGGGGCACCACCUACACCUUCAAGAUCAAGGCGAGUGCUGCUGGGCAGGGCCUCCCCUGA